ACACCCAAGUUUUUCAAUAUACACACAUAAUACAGCUAACAAUAUAAAUAAAAUAUAAAUAGAAUCAUUAUUCCAUGUGACAAGUAAGAGUGAUGUUGUGAAGUACUAUUGUUAUUUAUCUUGACAACUGUCACAUGUCCUGAUUUAAUUAUCUAGACUAUACAAAAAAAAAAAAAAAAGAACAAGUGGAAAAAAAAAUCCAUUGGCACAGUGCCAUAUAUCAGCUGUUUAAACAAAGAUCAAAUAUAAAAUUUAUCCUAAAAAUAUAUAUCAUCAACAACAGUGCGAUGCAGUGCGAUGAAAUUUCGACAUAAAAAUGUUUUAUAAUUAUUAACUAAAUGUCAUAUUAAAUAAUAAUAAUAACAACAAUUAUGAUUAUAAAAUGAAAAAAAAAAAACAAGUCUUUAACGCAGAAGUCUAAAAAUUAUAACGAUCUAUGUGCGCGUGCUCGAAAAUAGUCCUUCAUGAUGAUGAUGGAGAGUGAGCUUUUCGUAAUAUGCGCUCCCCUUGUACUAGUAGAUCAGUAGUGGUAACUGUGACCUCCGCAGUUGGAUCGUUGAUGGUGAAUGAAUAAUAUUCAUUAAAAGGAAACAUUAAAAUUUUGCCUCUCAUGGAUGCAAAUAUAAUAAAAUAUUAUAAUAAAUUUGUGAUGUUUAUUUGUGUAGUGAUAACAAAAAAUCAAUUAAUUGGAAAUGUGGAUCAAACACACUGAUUUUAUUAAACAGAAGUGUUAUUGGCAUCGAUAUGUACGCGUUCGGUUUCGAGGUAACAUAGUAAUGUAAUGUUGUCAAACGGCGCGCCCUGCUCAAUUUCACGGUGAAAAUCUGGCGUAAACGGCGCGACGGUGGAACGGGGAACAUGGCGUCAGCCUCAGCCGAGACAUUGUUCGAUCAUGGACACAGCUUUAGACAGAAAACUUUUCAUAAACCUACAUACUGUCAAAACUGUACUGAUCUACUUUGGGGAAUCAUUGGGCAGGGCUAUAUUUGCGAAGUUUGCAACUUCGUGGUGCAUGAACGUUGUCUUCGGGCCGUCGUGUCUCCCUGCUCCAGCAUUGCGGCUAAUUUAAUUAAGAAUCCAGUUGCACACUGUUGGUCUGAUCCAGUACAUCAUAGAAAAAAGUUUUGCAAUGUUUGUCGAAAGCGGCUCGAAGACACCUCACCAUCUGUUCAUUGUGCAAUUUGCGAAUAUUUUGCACACACUGAUUGCCAAGAUUUUACUUUGGCGGAUUGUAAAGAAAAUGCCACGUAUUUACCUGGAAAAGAUUUGACAUCGGUAAAGCAUAUGCAUCAUUGGCGUGAAGGAAAUUUACCGACAAAUUCAAAAUGCGCGGCUUGCAGAAAAAAUUGUUUUUCGGUUGAAUGUUUAGCUGGUUUUCGCUGCGAAUGGUGUGGAAUGACGUGUCAUGCUUCGUGUCAUAAGAAUGUUCGUCGAGAAUGUACAUUUGGGAAUUUACAGUCAAUUUAUUUGCCUCCAUAUGCAGUUAGCAUUCCCCGUACUGAAGUUCCUAUGGAAGCUAUUAUUGGUGUACAAGCUCGACGAAAAGAAGUACUUACUCCCCGAAGCAUAUCAGAAGAAUUCAGCAGUGGUGAUAAUCGAAAUCGUGAUAGUGAUGAUUUAUUGCAAGCUAGCACAAGUGCACACAGUAAAGAUAAUAAAUCUGCCAAAGAAAAAGAUGAAAAAGAAAGAGGAGAAGAAGAAAUUAUCAAGGUCUGCGAUGGUGAUACAUCAUUAAGGCGAAAAAUAUUUCGAACUAUUGCGGUAUCAAGAAAUGCAGCUACUGAACAAGUUCUGCUAUCAGCACUUCGUGUUUUUCAUGUUACAAAACAACAUCCAAGUUUAUUUUAUAUCACGGAUAUGUAUAGUCCAGAUGGUUUACCAUUAAGUGGACCAAAUUUAUUACAAAAUCUUAUUCGAAAAGAAGGCAAACGUAGAGGAGUAUUUUUACGAUACAAAGAUAGAUUGUCUGGUGAAGUUCGUGUCUAUCCAGGUAAACUUCAGACAACUGAAAAUUAUUGUACAGUUACAGUAACUGAUUCAUCAACUGUCAAAGAACUUGUAAAAGAAGCUCUUGUUCAAUUUGGUCUUAAAGAUUUUGAUCCAGAUGAUUAUCAAUGCAGUGAAAUUCUUUUAGAUCGUGGGGUAUCUGAAAGAGUUUUAGACAGCAAUGAAAAUCCCUGGGACAUUGUCAAACAAUCGGGAAAUGAUUCAAUAAGACGAAUGGAACUUAUGAGAUUUUAUCUUCAAUUAAAACGAGAUCCUCAUGGACCUAAUCUUGCUUUAUUUGUUGGUAAUUUACCACCAAAUUUAAAUGAAAAAAUAUACGAAAAUAUACUUACUGAAUUUUUAAGUCAAGAAAAUAAAUUUUCAUCAAUUGGACCUAUUUAUUAUGAAUAUGGGUCAAUGGUUAUAAUAUAUGAAGAUGCGCACAAAGCAGUACGAGCAUUAUAUUUGCUUCGUGAAUCAAAAUAUGAAGAUAAGCAUUUGUUAGUUAUGCUACUUCCUACAAUUGAACCAAGUAUGGUACCUGCUGGUGUUCAGCCACUUCUUGUAUUUGUCAAUGCUAAAUCUGGUGGAUGUCAAGGACUUGAAUUAAUUUCAAGUUUUAGAAAAUUAUUAAAUCCUUAUCAAGUUUUUGAUUUAGAUAAUGGUGGUCCAUUACCAGGAUUAUAUGUAUUUCGACACAUCAAAAAUUAUAAAAUAUUAGUUUGUGGCGGUGAUGGAACAAUUGGAUGGGUACUCCAGUGUUUAGAUAAUGUUGGUCAAGACAGUGAAUGUUCAUCUCCUGCAGUUGCUAUUGUUCCUCUUGGCACAGGUAAUGAUUUAGCACGUGUAUUAUGUUGGGGACCUGGUUAUACUGGUGGUGAGGAUCCGUUAAAUCUUCUUCGUGAUGUAAUUGAUGCAGAAGAAAUUAGACUUGAUCGAUGGACAGUCGUCUUUCAUCCUCAAGAACAAGAUGAAAAUUCAGGUGCAGGAUCAAGUGAAGAUAAUUCACAAAUAUUAGUAAUGAAUAAUUACUUUGGUCUUGGUAUCGAUGCUGAUUUAUGUUUAGAUUUUCAUAAUGCUCGAGAAGAAAAUCCAAAUAAAUUCAACAGUCGAUUGCAUAAUAAAUCUGUUUAUGUUAAAAUGGGUUUAAAAAAAAUGGUCGGUAGAACAUGUCGUGAUUUACAAAGAAAAAUUAGACUUGAAGUUGAUGGUAAAGUUGUGGAUUUACCACAAUUAGAAGGAAUAAUAAUACUAAAUAUUUUAAGCUGGGGAUCUGGAGCAAAACCAUGGGGAGAUGAUAGAGAAGAACAAUUUCAUAAACCAAAUCAUUACGAUGGAAUGCUUGAAGUAGUUGGUGUUACAGGUGUUGCACACUUGGGACAAAUUCAGUCUGGACUUCGAACAGCAAUGAGAAUAGCUCAGGGAGGACAUAUAAAAAUUCAUUUGAAUGCUGAUACACCAGUACAAGUUGAUGGUGAGCCAUGGGUACAAUGUCCCGGUGAAGUUGUUAUUCUUAAAUCAGCACUAAAGGCAACAAUGCUGAAAAAAACUAAAGUCAAAAUGAAGCGACGAAACACAGAGCCAAGUAUGCAACUGCCAGUAACAGCAAAACCAUCAGAUGAUCUCGAACCAGAAGUCUUCUAGAUAAAUAAAAAUAAUUGCCAAUGUAACACUCUCUUGGAAAUAAGGCUCGAUAGAAAAAAAAAAAUUGUAAAGUUUUAUUAUAGUCGUAUGUUUGCGCAAAAUGUCAAAUUUAAUUAACUCGAUAUUAAAUUAUAAGAUUAUAAAUAAACAAGAUCCUACUGGAUCAUUUGAUGAAACAGAAUUUUUAUCAUAUAUAAAUGAAAAUUAAUAAUAAGAUAAAUAAAUAAAUAAAUAAAUAAAUAAACCAUUCUGGUUUAUAUAAAAGGAUAAAUAAUAUCCUUUUUGUUUUAAAAAAUAUUCAAAGUUUUUUCUUAACGUGUCGAUAGAUAGUUUAACUGAUCCCUCAAAUAUUACUUUUUACCAAGCACACGGUAUAAAAUAUUUCAAAUAAAAAAAGGAUAUACUAACAAUAGCCGUGAAAUAAUUUCAUCUUUUGUCAGGUUCGACUGAUUACCAAAGAAAUAUUUAACAAAAAUUAGAGGCACAACAAAAAACAGCAUUAAAUGGUCAUGAAAAGUACGACAUAUAGAUAUCUCGUGAGUCAUUUGACUCGUUUGUGUUCCGGGAGUACAUAUUGGCUUUUUUUUUUUUAUCAAAAGUAUCAAAAUAAAUACAACGUUGUGCGCAUAUCUAACAUAUAUCUAAAAUUAAAAUUGUUUGCUUCCUGGAUAUGCGCACAAAUUGAUAAAAAAAAAUGAGCUUCUCACGUGUACUUUUGGAAGUAAGCAAAGUCGAUUAAGUCUUGAGUAAUGAAAGUAUUUCUGUAAUAUGGUUAAUUGUAGUUGAAAAAAAAAAAAAAGCAGUAUCGUAAUUGAAAAUUAAAUUACGACAUUGAACGUUAAUUCUGUGUUGUCAUGUAUGAAUUAUUUUGAAUUUAUUUUGAUUAAUCAAAUUAAUUAAUUUAUGUUUUUUAAAAAAAAAAAUUGUUAAGCCAGUAUAACGAUAUGUUUACGAAGUUUAUAUAAAAUUCUAUAUAUAUUGCUUGGAGACUUGUGUCUUCCCUCAUCCAAAUAUAACUCACAAAUAGCCUCAUGUAAACAUUGAAGAAAUAUUUCCACGCAUGUUGAGCAUGACGUGAUAGUAACUGAACAAUAACAGCACUGAUUAGUAACUUGAUUUUUGUUUUUUAUUGUUAAAAAUAUUAUUAAAAUCAUAAGUAGAAUUUGAAAUAUGAUAAACGUAUUUUGGCAUUGUUAUUCCAUAAGCUAAGAAUAUUGAGGUGCCAAAAUAGUGUUAGAUUGGCAAAUAAUUACCAGAAGAAUAAUGCAUACGAGUCAUUUUGAAAAACGUGUUGAAUAUUGAAUAAUCACAAUUUUUUUUUUCCCUUCACGAAAAAGUGUAACGUGAUCUAGUCCGUAUAUAUAUAAUUAGCUGUAUUAAUUUAAAUAGUAUUUAUGUAUUUAAAAAAAGGAAAAACAAAUCUUUACUUGCCAAGUUUAAGUUAAAAAAAAUAAUUCAGUUUUCAAUGUUAAAAUUAUCUUUGGAGUGUAGUUUUCAAAAUAUCGAAAACUAUAUAUUUCUACAAAUUGUUAAAGUUACGAUGUUGAAAAAAAAAAAUAAUAUUUCUACAUUAAAGAAUGCCAGAAUAGAUAUAUUUUAUAUGAUUAUUUGAGUAAAAUUGUAUGUUGUCAUUGUUGAUUAUAGAUAUCAUAACAGUGUUGAGAUAAAAUUCUCAAUUAUACAUUAUUAAUGCAUGUAUAUACAUCUAAUAAUAUUAAAAGUUUUUAGCCAAUUAUUAUAUGAGUAAAAAAAGUGUGUGAAAGUGAAUAAUUUUCAAAGAUGAAGCAUAAAAUAUUAAAAAAUUUAUCGUCAACAAUUAUAGAGUGGACGAAUAUAGAAUAAAUUAAUAUUUAUCCCAGGUAGAUAUUUAAAGUUGACUAACAAAGUUAUUUUGUUUUUGUGUUUGUCGUUUAUUUAUUGACUCGGGUUGACGUCGAUGGUUAACGUCAAAGCGACGUUGUGUAAUAAUUAAUUGUUAACACGUCAUAAUGAAUUGAACAUCAAAAUUAUUUAAAAAUAUAUAUUAUAAGUCUGAUAGUAUAAUUCGCUUCCCAUUUAUUAAAAUUUAAUAAUGUUAUUUUUAAUAAUGGGAUUCGUUGUGUUGUGAUAUUUAUUUUUUCUUAUCGAAAUUAUUCAACUCAAAGCUGAGUAAGAAUUUCGAUGAUGAUAAUAGAAACUUGUCAAGAGUAAAAAAAAAAAAUUAUAUUUUUGUUUUAUCAGAGAUUGAAAAUACCUAAAUUAAACUUGAAAAUAAAACAGUUAUUUUAGGUGGUGUGGAGGCUCGGUUUAAUAUUAAUUUGUAUUUUUAAAUUAAGUUGGUGAAAGAAAUCGAUACGAAUUUCCAGUUUGAAAGUUUACAGUGGAAUCAGCAAUUGUUUAUUAUGAGGAAGCUUCCCUAUUUCCAAAUUUUCUUCCAAAUGAACUCUAAAUAAUGAGAGCUCUGAUGCCACUGUAAUUUACGAUCUGGUUAUUGUUAAAAAU
Aphidius gifuensis is the source of this 6111-nucleotide messenger RNA. Its product is annotated as diacylglycerol kinase theta. Lineage: Eukaryota; Metazoa; Arthropoda; Insecta; Hymenoptera; Braconidae. The record is from RefSeq and is a predicted model, not a curated record. The transcript is spliced from 15 exons. Gene Ontology annotation, molecular function: ATP-dependent diacylglycerol kinase activity; nucleic acid binding. Gene Ontology annotation, biological process: intracellular signal transduction; lipid phosphorylation; diacylglycerol metabolic process. The coding region runs from base 859 to 3630 and encodes 923 amino acids.